Cladocopium goreaui is the source of this 1020-nucleotide messenger RNA. NCBI's taxonomy places the organism in Eukaryota, Dinophyceae, Suessiales, Symbiodiniaceae. The record is from the annotation of a GenBank genome assembly.
AUGGGGCUUCUGAGUAUCCUGAAGAAGAUGAAGAAGGAAGAGCGAGAGGCUCGCAUCUUGGUCCUGGGCUUGGACAAUGCCGGGAAGACCACCAUCCUGAAGAAAUUAUCAGAGGAAGACAUUACGCAUAUCAUGCCGACGCAGGGCUUCAACAUCAAGAGCUUAGUGCACGAGGGCUUCAAGUUGAAUGUGUGGGACAUUGGAGGGCAGAAGGCCAUCAGGCCGUAUUGGAGCAACUACUUUGAGAACACUGAUGCCCUGGUCUACGUCAUCGACAGCUCCGACCGCAGGCGUUUGGAGGAAAGCGGCGCGGAGUUGGCGGAGCUGCUGGCUGAGGACAAGCUCGGAGGCAUUCCGAUGCUCGUCUUCGCCAACAAGCAGGACUUAAUGAGUGCCUCGCCCGCCUCCGAAAUAGCAUCAGUAUUGAACUUAGAAGCCAUUGGUGACCGCAUUUGGCAAAUCCAAGCCUGCAGCGCGAAGGAGGGUGACGGAUUGCAGCCUGGCGAGGCAAGAGGGUAUGGAAUGGCUCAUCGGCGCGUGCAGAAAGGACUGAGAGCAGCAUGCCUCAGCAGAGGUCGGUCCCUGGUAGAAAUCAUCCUGGGCUUUGGAUCCUCCAAGGCGGGAUCACUACCAGCAUGGCCCAGCUGUGAUGCGGCGCUGGUAGGUAUGGCUAAUGGCCCCUUGGAGCGCGUCCGCCAGUAUCUUCAAUGGCGCUGUCGGAUGAAACAUUUCGCGGGUGUUGCCUGUGGCAUUGUGCGCGGUGGCAGUUUAGUGUUCUAUCAAGAUGCCGGGUACCAAGACGUGGACUCAAAGGCGAAGAUGAGUGGCAAUACCAUCGUCCGCUUGUUUUCCAUGACGAAAUGCCUGGUGGCAGCGGCCUUUGCUACGUACUACGAGGACCCAGACAGUGGCAUCGACUUAGACGAUCCUGUCAGCAAGUGCCCUAUGUCCACAGGGUGGAAACCGGCAGCCGGUGAUACCCUCACUGCUAUGCCGUUUGCUGUGAUAUUUCUGAUGUGA